Molecule: messenger RNA, 1595 nt
Organism: Abrus precatorius (Indian licorice)
Lineage: Eukaryota; Viridiplantae; Streptophyta; Magnoliopsida; Fabales; Fabaceae
Product: inositol 2-dehydrogenase
Exons: 7
Coding region: 111-1232 (373 amino acids)
Molecular function (GO): nucleotide binding
Source: RefSeq, a predicted model, not a curated record
GAACGACCAAUGAAUGACAUCUCUGUUACUCUAGUUAUCAGAUUUUUGACAAACCAAAGAGUUGAAGAGGUGUUGUAAAAUUAGAUUAGAAGAACCAGAAUUCAGAAUCGAUGGCCAUGGUUGGGUCUAUUGUAAAGUACGGAAUCAUAGGAGUUGGAAUGAUGGGUAGGGAACAUCUGCUGAAUUUGUACCAUCUUCGCACCGAAGGCGUAGUGGUUGUUGCUAUCGCUGACCCUCACCUUCCCUCACAACAACUCGCUCUUGACUUGGCACACUCCUUUAAUUGGCCUCUCAAGGUUUUCUCAGGUCACCAGGAGCUGUUGGACAGUGGACUAUGUGAUGUUUUGGUGGUAUCAACUCCUAACAUGACCCAUCACAGGAUACUAUUGGACAUAAUCAAUCAUUCCAAACCCCAUCAUGUACUGGUAGAAAAGCCCUUGUGCACCACAGUCUCUCACUGCAAAGAGGUUGUUGAUGCUGCUAGAAAAAGACCAGAUAUAUUGGUACAAGUUGGACUGGAAUAUAGAUACAUGCCACCUGUUGCAAAGCUGAUAGAAAUAGUUAAGGGAGGAAGCCUUGGGUGUGUCAGAAUGGUAGCAAUUCGGGAGCAUCGGUUUCCUUUCUUGGUUAAGGUGAACAAUUGGAAUCGGUUCAAUAUUAACUCAGGGGGCACUCUGGUGGAGAAGUGUUGCCACUUCUUUGAUCUGAUGAGGCUGUUUGUUGGUGCAAAUCCUGUUCGUGUGAUGGCUUCUGGAGCUGUUGAUGUUAAUCACAAGGACGAAAUAUAUGAUGGAAAGGUGCCAGAUAUCAUUGACAAUGCCUAUGUUAUAGUUGAAUUUGACAAUGGUUCUCGAGGAAUGCUUGACCUUUGUAUGUUUGCCGAAGGGAGUAAAAAUGAGCAAGAAAUAUCUGUUGUCGGAGACAUCGGAAAGGGAGAAGCCCUUGUUCCUGAGAGUGUUGUGCGGUUUGGUACACGAAAAGCAGCGCGAGACGGUGUCCAGACUUUGAAAGCUGAGGAUAAUCGAAUAAAAUAUGAUGGAUUACAUCAUGGGUCUAGCUAUCUAGAACACCUUAACUUCUUGUCUGCAAUCAGAGCUAAAGGAGAAAAGGUUCCCAGUGUAGAUCUCCAAGAUGGAUUAAUAUCUGUUGCUAUGGGAGUUGCAGCACAACUCUCUAUAGAAAAUGGUCGAUUUGUUACUAUUGAGGAAGUUAUGGUUGAACUCAAAAUUUGAAGGUGUUUCAACUUGGAAGUGAAAGUAAUUGUUGUCUUUGCUGUUGUUACAAAGUGACGCUAUCACUCCCUCAUGAAAAAGUGCGAUAUGAAUUGUGAAAUAUACAUUUAUUUCACAUAAACUAGUCUAUUUGUAGCGUUAGCUCCUCUAUUUUUGCAACUCAUUUUAUGUAAACUGAAACGGGAAUAUUAUAAGCCAGAACUGCAAGUUUAAGCCAAAUAACGGUGCUCUAAUAUAAUUUUAGGAUGGAGAUGUGAUACAUAUACUUGUUUAGACAGUUACUCUGAUGUGUUUUAUUAAUUACAUUUUGCACUGUAAUUGUAGAAUUUUGCUGAAAAUUUGAAACCUGUGUAGGAUUUUAGU